GUAAUAAUAAUAAUCAAACAUCGAUUAAAGGCAAUGGUAAAGAAUGAGUGGGAGAAUGAAAAAUCAAUUCCAUAUAACCAUUUAAAUAGUUUCGCCGAGCAAUACUCAUUUCAACUUGUAAGUUUAACUUGGGUAUAACAUGAGAGUUUUUCCUGCUUCUUUUGUUUCAAUAAACCAGUUAAAUCAUGAGUCACAGGGAAAACACUGAAACCUAACUUAUCUGCUGUUCAAACUUUAGACGAGUUACAAUUCAAGUUAAAAAAGUAAACUAUUUGUGUCUCAUUUCAUCGGCCAAUAUUUUGUGUUCAAUCCAACCAUUUGUUGUUACCGAGUUUAGAUUGACGAUAAUCAACAUUUCAACCUUUUGGUUCCACAUUUUCCUAAAAUCUGAUAAUCUAUUCCACAACAUGAACUGUCCCAGUCUUUACCUCAUUUGAUCAAUCAACCGUUAUGGGUACUUCUUUGUGUAAACCCAAAAUUGACGAAGUUAACCUAAAAUCUUUGGCUGCUGAAACUCCCUUUCCAAUUUCUCAAUUGAAACUUUGGCACGAGGAGUUUCUUCGAAGUUGUCCGCGUGGUUAUAUGACCGAAGAGAUUUUCAUCGAAACAUUCCACGAAUAUUUCCCACCAAAUAAUUUGAGUGUAGUCAAGUUGGCAGAUUACAUCUUUAGCAAGAUCGACAUGAAUAAGGAUGGUGUAAUAACUUUCCCUGAAUUUAUCCGAGCUGUUGCCAUUCCAAUCUAUGGAGGAAUCGAUCAGAAACUUAAUUGGGCAUUUUCAAUUUAUGACACUGACGAUGAUGGUUACUUAACAAGAAAGGAAAUGUUUAGUGUGAUUCAAGCUAUUUAUGAGAGCAAAGGAAUGGUCAAAGAGCAGCUAGUUGGUGCUCAAAAACGAAUUGAUGAUAUUUUCGAUCGAAUGGACCUGGAUCAUGAUAAUCGAUUGAGUCGUGAAGAAUUUAUUUCUGGCUUUAAAAGUGAUCCAAUGGUUAUUCGUUCACUACUACAUGAUAACUUCAGAAAGAAUUCAAGUAACUGGUACAAGGACUUUGACGAAGUUCAUGAAAUUGAUCAAUGAAAAUCUGCAAUUGCUAUUUUUGUAUCAUAUUUAUUAUAUUGCUUUAAAUUUUAUCACAUGUUUUUGCAUUAAUAAAAUCAACGAGUUCACAUUA
Molecule: messenger RNA, 1171 nt
Organism: Tetranychus urticae (two-spotted spider mite)
Lineage: Eukaryota; Metazoa; Arthropoda; Arachnida; Trombidiformes; Tetranychidae
Product: neuronal calcium sensor 1-like
Molecular function (GO): calcium ion binding; calcium sensitive guanylate cyclase activator activity
Source: RefSeq, a predicted model, not a curated record